This is a messenger RNA of Diaporthe amygdali, 1185 nucleotides long. RefSeq lists its product as uncharacterized. Gene Ontology annotation, molecular function: antiporter activity. NCBI's taxonomy places the organism in Eukaryota, Fungi, Ascomycota, Sordariomycetes, Diaporthales, Diaporthaceae. The transcript is spliced from 7 exons. Gene Ontology annotation, cellular component: trans-Golgi network; Golgi apparatus; endosome. Bases 1 to 1185 code for a protein of 394 amino acids. The record is from RefSeq and is a predicted model, not a curated record.
AUGGCAAGCAGCGAACGUAAGUCGGCUGAGGCCGACCGGAAGCUGGAAAGCGGGACUGCCAAGAGUCCUCCGGAACCUGCGAGCGGCUCCGGUAGUCUUGGUGGUCUGCAUCCGGCAUUCUUCAUCGCUCUUUGGAUCGCGCUUAGCUCGAGUGUUAUCAUCUUCAACAAAUGGAUCUUGUCCACAGCAAAGUUCGAAUACCCGCUAUUUCUUACAACAUGGCACCAAGUCUUUGCCACGAUCAUGACCCAGCUCAUGGCUCGCUUCACCAAGAUUCUCGACUCGAGACAUAAUGUUCCAAUGACACCACAUACAUAUGGGCGCGCAAUAGUGCCCAUCGGUGUCAUGUUCAGCUUGAGUCUUGUCUGUGGUAACCUGGCGUACCUGACUCUCAGCGUUUCUUUCAUCCAAAUGCUCAAGGCCACCACCGCUGUGGCUACCUUGCUUGCUACAUGGGCGUUCCGAAUCGCGCCCCCCAACGUCAAGGUCCUCGGGAAUGUCACCGUUAUCGUCUUGGGUGUGGUCAUUGCGUCCUUCGGCGAGAUCAAGUUCGUCAUGAGCGGCUUCGUCUUCCAAGUCGGCGGUGUCGUAUUCGAGGCAUUGCGUCUCGUCUUGGUCCAGCGCCUCCUGAGCUCGGGUGAUUUCAAGAUGGACCCACUGGUAUCCCUGUAUUACUUCGCUCCUGCGUGUGCAGUGACGAAUGGCCUCUUCACCGCGCUCGUCGAGCUGCCUCGCUUGACCAUGCAAGACAUCUACAACCUUGGACCGAUGAUUCUCUUUGCCAAUGCCUUCGUGGCCUUCCUGCUCAAUGUUUCUGGAGUUCUCCUGAUCGGCAAAACCUCUGCCGUCGUCCUUACCAUGUCCGGCGUUCUGAAGGAUGUGCUGCUGGUCUUCGCAUCCAUGAUUAUUUUCGGGGACCCUGUUACCGGCCAGCAAUUCUUCGGCUACUCCAUCGCUCUCGCCGGACUGGUAUACUACAAACUCGGUGCGGAAAAGCUCCAUGCUCUGGCCAAGGACACGCAGCUGCAAAUCACCCAGUACCGCCAGAGCAACCCGGCGAGGGUGAAGCUCGCGGGCGCAGCUGCUAUUUUUGUGGUCGUCUUCUUCAUCGUGUGGGCGUGGGGCCCAGCGUCUACCAGCCAGUAUACCGAGUACGUGAAGGCUCGCGCUGGGUACGGAGGUUAG